Molecule: messenger RNA, 5434 nt
Organism: Scleropages formosus (Asian bonytongue)
Lineage: Eukaryota; Metazoa; Chordata; Actinopteri; Osteoglossiformes; Osteoglossidae
Product: ER degradation-enhancing alpha-mannosidase-like protein 3
Exons: 20
Coding region: 181-2754 (857 amino acids)
Biological process (GO): carbohydrate metabolic process; mannose trimming involved in glycoprotein ERAD pathway; endoplasmic reticulum mannose trimming
Cellular component (GO): endoplasmic reticulum; membrane
Molecular function (GO): calcium ion binding; mannosyl-oligosaccharide 1,2-alpha-mannosidase activity
Source: RefSeq, a predicted model, not a curated record
AUUUUCUUUUUUUUUUUUUAUUUGAAUUGGACUGUCUUUUUUUUUAGCGAGCUGUUUCAAUUCAAUAUUGACUUUUGCGGAGGUGUGUGGAAUUGAGCAAACACGGAAACUGAACAUCACACUUUCUAAACAUUGCAUCUGUCAGUAUCGCUUUGUACACGUUUCCACCUGUAAGCUGCCAUGGACUGGCAGUGGGCUUGGCUCUGGGCCCUGGGGGUCCUGCUCUGGCUCCCCCAGUGCUGUGUGGCCAUGACUGCAGAGGAGAAGACCCAGAUCAGGGACCAGAUAUUAGAGAUGUUUGAUCAUGCAUAUGGAAGCUACAUGAAAUAUGCCUAUCCUGCAGAUGAGCUCAUGCCUCUCAGCUGCAAAGGCCGUGUGAGAGGCCUCGAACCCAACAGGGGUGACAUCGACGACUCGCUGGGAAAGUUCUCUCUCACACUAAUUGACACUUUGGACACCCUUGUGGUGUUGAACAAGCUAGAGGAGUUUGAGGAAGCAGUGAAGAGGGUGACGAAAGAUGUUAGGCUGGACAAUGACAUUGUUGUGUCCGUUUUCGAGACCAACAUCCGCGUCCUGGGUGGUUUGUUGGGGGCACAUGUGAUGGCAGACAUGCUCCGAGGGCAGGGAAAGAGGAUGCAGUGGUACCAGGACGAGCUGCUCCAUAUGGCCAAGGAGCUGGGUUAUCGGCUGCUGCCUGCCUUUAACACCACCAGUGGCCUUCCUUACCCCAGGGUCAACCUGCGCUAUGGUGUCCUUAACCCACUCUCACGCACAGGCACUGAGUCAGACACCUGCACAGCAUGCGCAGGGACAAUGAUCCUGGAGUUCGCUGCGCUCAGCCGGCUGUCCGGGGAGGCUGUGUUUGAGGAACACGCGAGGAAAGCUCUGGAUGUGCUGUGGGACAAGCGGCAGAGAGGAAGUGACCUCGUGGGCACCGUCAUCAACAUCCAUAGUGGAGACUGGGUUCGCAGGGACAGCGGUGUUGGCGCUGGCAUAGACUCCUACUACGAGUACCUCAUGAAAGCCUACAUUCUGUUAGGGGACAACGUGUAUCUGGAACGGUUCAACACGCACUACAGUGCCAUCAUGAAGUACAUCAGCCAGCCACCCCUGUUGCUCAGCGUGCACAUGCACAACCCCACUGUCAGCGUGCGUAGCUGGAUGGACUCCCUCCUCGCCUUCUUCCCUGGCCUACAGGUGCUCCGGGGCGAUCUGAAACCAGCCAUUGAGACUCAUGAGAUGCUCUACCAGGUCACCCAGCAGCACAAGUUCCUUCCUGAAGCUUUUACCACAGAGUUCAGAGUUCACUGGGGUCAGCACCCACUACGGCCAGAGUUUGCAGAAAGCACCUACUUCCUUUACAAGGCCACAGGUGACCCCUACUAUCUGAAGGUGGGCCAGUCCAUCGUGGAGAAACUCAACGCUCACGCUAGGGUACCUUGUGGCUUCGCUGCUGUGCAGGAUGUGCGGACUGGGACCCACGAAGACAGAAUGGAUUCCUUCUUCCUGGCGGAGAUGUUCAAGUACCUGUACCUUUUGUUCUCUGAGAAGAGCCAGCUGCCAAUUGACAUUGACAACUACAUAUUCACCACGGAGGCCCACCUGCUGCCGGUCUCUCUGUCCACCACGCAGUCACCAUGCCGGGGCAACAGCACGGUACAGCAGCCCAUUUUGCCUGCUGAAGAGGACAUCUUUACUUACUCUUGCCCCAGUGCCCAGAUCCUCUUCCCCAAUAACCCCUCUUUUGCCAAGACCAUCCGGGACAGCUAUAAGUACCUCACAGGGGUGGGCAGGGCCCCCCACGCUGCCGCAGUCAGGGGCAUCGAUUUGCCGCUGCAUGACAACGGCAUGGAACCGGUGGAGUUCCUCAAAAGUAUGGGCAUCUCGCUGACCAAGCUCAAUGACAUUAGCAGCAUGGCUGCACCUCCUGAGUCUGGAGGACAGAAAGGCACUUACAGGGUCAAGCUGAUAGCUGAGGUGAGCCAGACCCCUGAGGAAGAGGAAGUGGUGCCUCUGGUCGUUCAACUCAUCUCCCCACCGUUUCUGGGCAGGACAGUGCUGACUGCUGGGCCUGCCAAGUUCGGCAUGGACCUUACAAAGGAAGAACAUGGGGUAAAGGGCAGCAUAGUGAAGAGUGCCCCCUACAGUGCCUGUGGGUCCAUAGAAAAUGCAGAAGAGCUGCAUGGCAACAUUGCCCUAGCCCUGCGUGGGGACUGCAUGUUUGCUGCCAAGGCCCGGAGACUCCAGGAGGCAGGGGCCAUCGGCGUCAUCUUCAUUGACCACAGAGAAGGAAGCAGCAGUGAAGAAACGCCACUGUUCCAGAUGGUGGGUGACGGGGGCUCCACAUCCGACAUCACCAUCCCCUUGGUGUUCCUCUUCAGCCGGGAGGGAGAUGUGCUGACCAGAGCCCUGGAGGAGCACCGCAAUGUGGACGUGCUGCUGCUGCCCAGAGAGAGGCAGAUGGGCCGAGAGAAACCAAGUCAGCCUCUGGGCAUGAACAUCAAGAUCCGCUUGGCCAAAGAUGGUGAGCAGCUAACUGGAGCGAGCAAGGGUGCCACCAUCCAACUGUUGCUGGAGCCCAGUGAGGAGGAAGAAGAGGAAGAAGAAGGUUUGGGUGGAGCUUCUGACAGCUGCAACCAAAAGGCAUCCCAUCCCUCAAGCCCGUGCUUGGAUGAACAGACUGAUUCUUCUGAACAUGGGCAGCAGCUGCCGUCACCCUCCCCACCAACCACAGACCAACAGAGUGACCCCUGACAGUGGCAGCACAGAGACAUGCAACUCUGCCAACCAGUGGUUGGGCACUAUUACCCAGCCUGCAGUGCUGUGUAGUGCUCACAGAAAGGGGUCUCAGCUUCUGCCCCUCAAUUGACUAAGGGGUGUUAUGUUGGAGUCCAACAUGCUGACAUCCCUUUUUCCUAAUAAUUUUCUUAGCGUUGUACUGCCAGUAAGAAUUGGCGAUGUUAACUGAGCACAAGAUGGCCACGCCCUUAUAAACUCCCAGUGUUUAACACUGCUGAUUUUAUUGUGUAACUGUCCAAAUAAUGUAUUAAUUCACGGAGCACGGAGGAGGAUCCCUCCGCACAAGCACAGAGUGCGGCUGCCACGGAAUUCACUUCUUGUUUAUGAUGUGAUAACCUACCUGGUCUAAUUGUGGCAAAGGAAGCGAAGUGGGUGUGGGUUGAUUAGCUUACCAAACAAAAAUGAAGAGUCAGUUCUUGGCUCCUUAAGCUGAUGGCUUCAGUCAGUGUCUAAGGAGUAGAUUAAACUUUUUAAUGGCCCAAGCGGCAUUGCCUACUGGGCUGGCUGCUGUCAUGGCAACAUCAGAUCAUGUCCCAGGUGGUAGUGGCCAGGAGUUAUCUAUUAAGUCACAGACAAGUUGUCUGGUACUCCUUAUUAAGGAUAACUUUUAGUCUUAUGGUUGGGGGCAGUUGAUGGGGAGUUCAGCUGUGUUUAUCCUGUAGCGAAACAUCAGGGAGAAAUGUGGAGUUCAACACUUGAACUUUAGAGAUGGGAGCAAAUGCAUUAGUUCCUGUUUUACUAAAGGCUAAAGUGUGGCAUAAGUGGGUUCAGUUUGUUUAUUUUGUGUCUGAUUUCCUCUCCAUAGUAAAGGCAUGACCAUAUGGAGCUGGCUCUGUUGAUCCUCUAACUCUGUAUCGCACUCUGGGCCUGCUGCUAACUGCCAUUACCCUGGAGCUCCUGACUGAACCUGGUCCUCUCAGUACCCACAUGGUUCUGGAUACACUUCCUCAUAACUUUUAAUUUGUAACUGCAGUGGCUGGAGCAUUCAGGGACUGUGUGAAGUCACUAUUAUGACUUGUCCCUGUUCAGGGCAUGGAGGUAAGAGCCUGUCUUGGAAUGAUUAGGUGCAAGGUUUGGGGGGAACUCCAUGGGAUACCAGUCCAUUGUAAGGAAACCAUGUGUGUGAAGUCCUGUGACAUAUAUUCAUUUAAAAAAAAAAAAAAAAAAAAAAAAAUGAAGGUUUAUCCAUGGAAAACUGCUGGAACCCAUUAGCACUGCUCUAAUAGUCCUGUAGCUGCAUCAGGAAAGCAUAGCAAAUAGCUUGGAAUAUGAUGGAUAGCUGACAUUUGCACAUAACCAGUAUCGGGGGGACAACUUAAAUGCCAGCGAUCUGUCGGCAUCUGCAAAUUAUGCAUACUUUUUUUCUUUUCAACUGUAAAUUAAAAAUAAUUGUGACAAGUGGCAUUUGCUAUUUAACAAGGGUCGAGUGUCAAAAAGGCCUAGGGGUUGGAGCUGCAUUUUGACCCCAAUGCCUUGCAUUAAACAUUGAAGAGGGGAGUGUGCCUGUGGCUGACUCUUUGUUCUGUUUUCAUUUUCUGCACCCUCUUUAUUGAAAUGCAGUGUCACUUUGUGCACCUCUGUACGUGUGAUUCUCUUAAGGGCUGACUUUUUUUUUUUUUUUUUUUUUUUUUUUUUCUUUUCCUCCCCCCCCCCCCCUUUCUCUCUCUCACACAGACCUGGUGGCAAAUAAUGUAGGUUUUCCUUAUGUUUGUUCUUACUCCAGCACCUCUGAAUGAUGCAGAUUACAAAUGAUCAGUGGAGUUUGAAGUGCCAAAGUGCUGAAAAUCCUGUUUCUGUCAUUUGAUGUGGUUCCACUAUACUGUUUUAAGUGUUAAAUGCUGACAGUAGAGAAGACUGCAUUUGGCAAUAAACUGGAAAGAUGGACCUAUCUCUAGUGCUAUUUGUGUCUUUCCUCUGUGAUGAGGUGUUAAAAUUGAGAGAGAUUUAGCAAAAUUUUCACAAUGAAAAAAACACUUGUGUGCAAAUCAAGACUUUAAUUCCUUCUUUCUGUACGAGUCCUCCUAUGUGGGGUCCGGUCCGCGCGGCUUCAUCCCCCAAAUGACACCUGUCAUUAACGCUCAGCUGUAGGCCGGACUCGGGCGCACACUCGACUGGUUUCAUCGAUCUAUUUUGGGUCAGUUACGUUUAACGGGUGUCCUGGUAUUACUGGGUCAUCCUCAGGGCUCACUCAAAAUAAAAUCACGUUUAUUCACUUGCUGAUCUUGUCAAAGCAGACGCGACGGGUACACCAAAUAUACACAUUUAUUCAACCACUCAGAACUUCACCAUCCCGAAGCCUAUAAAAUACAUUCUUUGGGGGAGAUUGCUGAUGAAGAAAAAAGGGAAUUCCAUCAAGUAAGUAGGACGUGUCAUAUAACUUAACAGAAACGUCAGAAAUGCGUGAUGGAUAUGCUAAAUUCAAACUGUAUAGUUCAAUGUGUUCAGGAUAACGAUAAAUCUGUGUUUUCUGUCCUGAUUCCCAUUCAUUUUAGUCACUCAACUCAAAAUUGCCUUUUUUUUUUUUUUUUUUUUUUUGCUUGAUAUGCAGGCCAGUCAGACUGUAUGUUAGUAAAAUAAUGUGCACAUGGGUAGCUUUGUCUUUUUGUGUGUGUGUGUAUAUAUAAAUUAUACAUCA